AUGGACCAGGAGGAGGCCUCAAGGGAUCAGCAGGUCCCCGAUAUAGGGCCACUUUUGAAUCGAACAAUAUGGCUCCUCGCAGGUAUCGCCAGUCUAUUCCUCGGCCUCCGCCUCUAUUCAAAGAUUUCGAGAGGAAGGUCGCUCUGGUGGGAUGACCACUUUUUGAUCAUCAGUUUGUUGGCUCUACUGGCGUCCACUUCGCUGCAGUCGGUCUGCGUGAGCCUCGAUCUCGGUAAACCCAACUACGCCAUCAAUCUUGCCACUCUCCAAGACAUGUCCAUGUACUCUUAUAUCGCCGGCUUCCUAUCUAUCCUCGCAGUUCUCUGGAGCAAGGUCUCAUUUGCCCUUACGCUCCUGUCCAUCUCGACCGGACGGACCAAGAGGUGGCUUUGGCUCAUCAUCAUAUCGACGAACGUUGUCCUCGGAGUCAACGCAACGGGGCAAUGGAUCCAGUGCUGGCCAGUGCAGAGACUAUGGGAUAUCACGGUCCGGGGCGAAUGCUGGCCCAAGAGAACAGUGGAGAUCAUAGGGACAACCGGAACUGGUAAGGCGAAAGAUGACGUGGCGAAGGAUUAG
This is a messenger RNA of Parascedosporium putredinis, 576 nucleotides long. NCBI's taxonomy places the organism in Eukaryota, Fungi, Ascomycota, Sordariomycetes, Microascales, Microascaceae. The record is from the annotation of a GenBank genome assembly.